This is a messenger RNA of Colletotrichum destructivum, 1513 nucleotides long. RefSeq names its product Putative rhamnose/fucose mutarotase. Gene Ontology annotation, molecular function: racemase and epimerase activity, acting on carbohydrates and derivatives. The transcript has 3 exons. The record is from RefSeq and is a predicted model, not a curated record. The coding region runs from base 984 to 1427 and encodes 147 amino acids. Lineage: Eukaryota; Fungi; Ascomycota; Sordariomycetes; Glomerellales; Glomerellaceae.
UUGUUUUCGUUGUUGUCCUUUUGGUCCUUGAUCGUGUGGAGAGGAGUGGGCUGUGAACAAAAGUAAGUUGGUUAUCUGAUUACUUAUCUAACCGGGCCAAAAGGACCCUGCCGCAGCCGCACACCGUCAAGCGCACCUGUGUGCUGUCACGCCUCACCUGAUUAGCGGAUAAAUACCAUCAGGGGACCACUGACUUCCCAGUAAACCGCCCCCCCCCCCCAAUCCUUGCUGGAAGAGGGAAUGCCGAGUGACGGGUGGGGGAUGAGUUCGAGAGGGUCGAGACCGGAGUUCCGAGCUGGGGCUGGAGCUGGAGCUGUGGGGGGCAAAAAGCUCGAUGGAACUCUGUUGAGGGGGCUAGAACUUUGACAUGUUCCAGUUGGGUUUUUGGCUUCCUGAAAAACUAUGGCAAUGUGAAGAUGUCAAUGAGACGCGCUCAGAUCUCUGGACGCAGACGGUGGGUGCACCAUUGUGUGACACUUGACGCGGACCCCGGGCGCUGAAGCUCGACUGCUGUUGCUGUUGUUGAUUUGGUGCAGGCCUGCACAGGGAGGGGUCACAGAGGACGGGACUUGUAUAAGAUGAGCGGCCCGUCACCCAAUACUGACACGAGCUGCCGAUUACGCACCCAUCCAUCUACCCAUCGAAAAGGUCAUUUAAACCUACGGAUACAUAGCAACGAUUGUUGUCGCAUUGCAUCACACCGCGGGUGGAUCCAAUACCAUCAGACGGUAGCUCGACGUUCGAAAGUGCCCAGUCCCCUGCUACGGAGUCGGCUCAGCCAAAUCAGAAGAAGAAGGUGAAAGCCGUUCAUCGUGAAGAAAGACGCUCCCAGCUUCUCCGGGUUCUACGAGACACACACUUUGGGCGAGCCCUCCCACCGAACACGUUUUGCGAGUAAAAAAAAACCUCCUCAACCUUCUUAGCCACCCUCGACGACGACGACGACGAGCCUUUUCAAACCGAGUCCGACAAUCAGCAUCAUCAUGUGGUCCAACAAGCGUGCCUCCCCCCCUGCUCCGGGCAGCAGCCCGCCCGAGGCGGAGGUUCCCGCGCCCGUCACCCUCAAGCAGAAGAACCCCGGUCGUCGCAUUGGCCAGAUUGUGAAGCUCAAGCCCGAGUUCGUCGACAAGUACAAGGAGGUCCACGCCAACGUCUGGCCCGACGUGCUGAAGCAGAUCAAGGAGUGCAACAUUGUCGACUACAGCAUCUGGCACGAGCCCGAUUCGCGCAUUCUGUUCGCUACCUUCAAGUACGUCGGCUACGACUGGGCCGGCGACAUGGAGAAGAUGAAGGACAAUCCAAAGGUGCGCGAGUGGUGGGCCAUGACCGACGGCUGGCAGGAGUCUCUGGUCCCCGGCGCCGUGAGCAGCGAGGCCGGCGAGCCGGGUUGGUGGAAGCCCGUCGAGGAGGUGUUUUACACACCUUGAGGAAGAUGAGAAAGAUGAGGAGGAAGGGUAUCGAGUGUAUUGCAUUCCUAGUCAACGACCAGCCGAAUGAUGAGCGUUUUUGUCUU